This is a messenger RNA of Apus apus (common swift), 1797 nucleotides long. It is a transcript of the gene PRIM1, whose product is annotated as DNA primase subunit 1. Gene Ontology annotation, biological process: DNA replication, synthesis of primer. Gene Ontology annotation, cellular component: alpha DNA polymerase:primase complex. The coding region runs from base 353 to 1612 and encodes 419 amino acids. NCBI's taxonomy places the organism in Eukaryota, Metazoa, Chordata, Aves, Apodiformes, Apodidae. The record is from RefSeq and is a predicted model, not a curated record. The transcript is spliced from 13 exons.
GUGGGGUUGGCCGCAUCCCCCCGCUCUCCCGUUCCACACCCCCCGGGCCGCCCACACCGGCCUGGCUCCUGCCCGUCCCGGGGCUCCGCUCCGGCAGCGGCCGGGUCGGGUCCGGUAAUGGGGGAAUGAUCAACCCGUAGCGGGACGGCGCUUGGGGUGGUCCCGCACCCCUGCGCUGCCGUCUCGGGACCCCCGAACUCCCGUGAAGCGGUCACCCCCAGCCCCAACCGGUGCUUUGCACCCCGCCGUGUCCCGACCCACGCCUGGCCCCGUCCCGGCUCCCGGGGCCGGACUACGGCUCCCGGCGGCCCCCGGGGUCCCGCCACGCCACUUCCCGCCGCCUCGUCCCGCCAUGGCGCCGUUCGAGCCAUCGGCGCUACCGGAGCUGCUCCCGGUCUUCUACCGGCGGCUCUUCCCGCACAGCGUCUAUGGCCGCUGGCUCGGCUACGGCGGCGUGGUGAAGAACUAUUUCCAGCUGCGGGAAUUCUCCUUCACGCUGCGGGACGAUGUGUACGUGCGGUUCCAGUCCUUCGGCAGCCCCCAGGAGCUGGAGCGGGAGCUGCAGAAGAUCAACCCCUACAAGAUUGACAUCGGGGCCGUCUAUUCCCACCGGCCCAAUCAGCACAACACGGUGCACCUCGGUGCCUUCCAGCCGCAGGAGAAGGAGCUGGUCUUUGACAUUGAUAUGACAGACUACGAUGACGUCCGGACGUGCUGCAGCUCAGCUGAGAUCUGCUCCAAGUGCUGGACCCUGAUGACCAUUGCUGUCCAUGUCAUCGACCGCGCGCUUGUGGAGGACCUGGGCAUGAGGCAUCGCCUGUGGGUGUACUCGGGCCGCAGGGGCGUCCACUGCUGGGUGUGCGACGACGCGGUGCGCCGCUGGUCCCCGGCGCUGCGGGCGGCGGCCGUCGAGUAUCUGACCCUGGUGAAGGGCGGAGCAGAGACCGUGAAGAAAGUGAACGUCUCUGAGCCCAUCCACCCCUUCAUCAGGCGCUCGGUUGCUGUGGUGGAGAAGUACUUUGAGGCGUAUGCACUGGUGGGCCAGGACAUCCUGGGCAGCCCAGAGAGCUGGGAGAAGGUGCUAGCUCUUGUCCCAGAGGAGCACCGGGAGCCGCUGCAGGGUGAGUUCCCCAGGAAGAGGGACUCGGUGCAGCGCUGGGAGCUUCUGAAGGGCCGGAUGGAGCGGACACGGCGGCCGCCAGGGGCUGGGAAGAGCGCGCCGUGCUACGCUGACUGGGAGAUCAUGCUGCAGUUCUGCUUCCCCCGCCUCGACAUCAACGUCAGCAAAGGGCUCGGGCACCUGCUGAAAAGCCCCUUCAGCGUCCACCCAAAAACAGGUCGCAUUUCAGUGCCCCUGGAUUUGCAGAGGCUGGACCAGUUCGACCCAUUUGCUGUCCCCACCAUCAGCUCCCUGUGCCACGAGCUGGACACGGCUGGUGAUGAUGGGGAGCAGGAGGAUGGCGUGGAGACGGAGCCCAAACGCCGGGCGCGGGACUACAAGAAGACGAGCCUGGCACCCUAUGUGCGGAUCUUCGAGCAGUUUGUGGAGGAGAUGGAGCGUGCGCGGAGGGGAGAGCGGCUGCGGAGGAGCGACCUGCAGGGAGACUUCUGAGGCCUCGCUGCCGGCGGGGGCCACCGAGGGGCCGUUGCUGCCACUGGCACCUCUGCCAGCCGCGGGGGUCCCGGUGCCUCGAUGCAGGGAGCCGCAGGGCUGGUGGCCGAGCCGUGCCGCCCCCCUGCUCCGCCCCCCACAUUUUAUACUUUUGUAAACGCAAAAACCAUUAAACGUUUCUGUCA